Messenger RNA from Pieris brassicae (large cabbage white), 1792 nucleotides. RefSeq names its product retinoid-inducible serine carboxypeptidase-like. The record is from RefSeq and is a predicted model, not a curated record. NCBI's taxonomy places the organism in Eukaryota, Metazoa, Arthropoda, Insecta, Lepidoptera, Pieridae. Gene Ontology annotation, biological process: proteolysis. Gene Ontology annotation, molecular function: serine-type carboxypeptidase activity. The transcript has 9 exons. Bases 5 to 1318 code for a protein of 437 amino acids.
CAAAAUGUUGAUAUAUCUGUUAUUUAUUCCAAUUUUUUUACUUCAAAAUGUCCAAGCUCAGUUCGGUGAUUACAAACAAGACUUCGGGUAUGUGGAAGUUAGAACAGGUGCCCAUAUGUUUUAUUGGCUAUAUUAUACCACGGCUGACGUAAGCAACUACACAGAGAGACCAUUGAUAGUUUGGCUUCAAGGCGGGCCUGGAGGUUCAUCCACAGGUACAGGAAAUUUCGAGAUUUUGGGCCCCCUUGAUUUGUCUUUACAAGAGAGGAACUAUACGUGGAUUAAAAACUUCAAUGUUAUCUUCUUGGACAAUCCUGUCGGGACAGGUUUCAGUUACGUCGAUGACUUAAGCCUUCUUACAACCACUAACGAUGAAAUCGCACAAGAUUUCGUAAAACUUAUGCAAGGUUUCUACACCAAGCAUCCAGAAUUUGAACCAGUACCACUAUACAUUUACGGACAGUCUUAUGGGGGAAAAAUGGCCGUAGACAUGGGUAUCCGUAUGCGAGAAGCUGAACAAAAUGGAACUAUCCGAUCUAACCUUCGAGGAAUCGCAAUGGGUAAUGCUUGGAUAUCUCCCGUUGAUGCGACUUUAACCUGGGGCCCUCUAUUGCUGGCUGCUGGCCUAAUAGAUGAAAGUGGGUAUGAAGAUAUUCAAUUGCAAGCCAGAGAAGCCGAACGAUUAUUUAACGCUGGUCAAUACUACGCAUCGACUCGACAAUGGGCACAAACACAGUCAGCGGUGUUCCGAGCUACCACUAGUGUUGAUUUCUAUAACAUUUUAACAAAAAUGUCCUCUUCACCGGACACUCCUAGAAAAGUUGAAGAAUUUUUAAUCAAUAUGAUGAUAACGGAUAUAUCAUAUGGGGCCCCAGGACGGCAACAAUAUGACCUCGGGACGUUGAUGAAUACACAAGUUAAACAAGCACUUAGGAUACCAGAAAAAGUGGUCUGGGCAUCACAAGCCAAUAAUGUAUUUGAUACAUUGCGUACCGAUUUUAUGAAACCAGUUACUGACGGCAUUGAAAAACUAUUAAACGAAACGAAUAUAAUUGUGACAAAGUAUAAUGGAAACUUGGAUCUGAUUUGUGAUACUCCUGGUCAAAUACUAUGGGUAGACCGCCUCAAGUGGCCCGGAGCUGAAAAUUAUAAAAAUGCAACGAGGCAACCAAUAUGGGAAAACAACAAAUUAGAGGGAUACUAUAAGAGUUAUGGUAACUUUAGAUUCUUCUGGAUUAACAAGGCUGGACAUAGCGUACCAAGAGACAACCCAGCUGGAUCCAACGCAUUUCUGCGAGACAUGACGUCAUUCGGUUAAAAAUCGCAAAUAUUGUAUUAUUUUUACCUUGCCCUAUUUAACACAAUACGCUUCUUUUCAAGUAUUAGAAAUAAACAAGAUAAUCUAAAUGCUUGUCCUUUAUCUAAGUCACUGUAUAAAAUUAAAAAAUAUUCAUACAUUUUAAUCUCUAUUGUAUAAAAAAACUUGUUGAUAUUACACAUUUUACUGUUUAUCGAAAAACCCAGAUAAAAUGUAGUUACAGUACAAUACAUUAUAAAUUUCAUGUAAUAUAUUAAUAUAACAUAAAAGUCUUGAUCAUCAAUAACGUUAAAUAUGGGAAGUUUAGCCAUACCUCGAAGUCUAUUGCGUUUGUUUUUUGUUAUAGCCAAUGUAGGCAGUUUCGUUAGACAUCAGCCAUUAAAUUUAUGGAUUACUAUUUCGUCAGAAAUGGAGCUCGAGUAUACAAUGGUAGCUAUAUUAUGACAAUCAACUAAUAAAUACCGUUCUGAUUUA